GAGGGUGCACAGGUUUCUGAAUGGUGCUGAGAAGUUUCUCUUGAUUGGAAUUAGGUCUCUAGCACAAGAGCAUUGUCUGCUCACUUUAAGGAAGACCCCGAAAAGCCCCUCGCUACAGUGUGAUCUCUGAGCAGGGCCCUCGUGAACUGCACACGGGACUGGAGCCAGCAAAAGACCUGUUGGUCAAUUAAAUUGUGAACUACUCUGCGGAUACAACAUCCAUGAUACUAAUACACCUGCUGCUCUAUGGCUGGCUGGCGACAAGUUGCUGGUCCGUGCUUGUGACCGUACAGGACACUCAGCGAUACACCAUGUUGUUCUCCAGUAUUAUCCUCAAGUGUGAUUACAGCACGUCGGCACAACUGCAAGACGUGGCGGUCACGUGGCGCUUCAAGUCCUUCUGCAUGGAUCCUUUGUUUGACUACUAUUCAGCUGCUUAUCAAGCCGGCUUAGCGCUUAAUCAGGAUCCUUCCAAUGACUGUAAUGACCGACAGCGGGAGGUGCGAAUUGUAAUACAGAAGCGAGGACAGAAUGAAGCUGUGCUGGGUAUGGAUUAUCGGCAGCGCAAAAUCACCAUGAGGGAUAAGGCUGACCUAGUUAUCAAUGAAGUGAUGUGGUGGGAUCAUGGAGUCUAUUACUGCUCAGUAGAGGCUCAAGGUGACACAGCAGGGGACCCUGAUAAAGAAGUGAAGCUCGUUGUGCUACACUGGCUAACGGUGAUAUUCAUCGUUCUUGGAGGGCUGCUGCUGCUUCUUUUUAUCUCGAUUUGCUGGUGUCAGUGCUGUCCCCAUUGCUGUUGCUGCUACGUCCGGUGUCCCUGCUGUCCAACUAAAUGCUGCUGCCCAGAAGAAGCCCUUGCCCGACAUAGAUACAUGAAACAGGCGGAGAGUCUGCUGCCAUGGAUGGUUGAUAAGAAUAUGUUUGCAGGAGCUGACAGAAAUUCUCAGAAUUCUUCUUAUCAGCUAAACCCUCUUCUUCAACGAGAUUUUUCAUUGCCUCAUAAUGCACCAAUGGUCAGACAACAACACUACCCAUCUUCCAAUAACAGAGUUCUAGAUUUUCUAGAAUCUGAACUCAAAAACCUUAAUACAGCGCAGCCGCUUCUUGCUGGCGCUCAAUACAGUGGAGCAAGCCAUCACCCUAGUAUGUUGUCGUCUCUCGGUGAUGUUGGGGUACGAGAGGUGGAACGUAGAGUAAUUCAGCUUCCUCCCAUUGUAGAACAUAUUGUAAAUUCCCAGAGACCCAGCAACUCUUCUCAACAGCGUAGAAAUAUGGGUUCUUGGGAUCCAUUGUAUAGUGAGCAAGACAGGAGGAGGAACAGAGCUUUGGAUACUUCAUAUUCAACAGAGAGUGAUUGGAGGGCACAUGACCGUCUACGAGAUGAUAGACCUUAUGGGCAUAGGAGAGAAACUCAAAGUAGUAGCCGCCCACGAAGAGAUCAUUCCCCCCAGCGUAGACAUGAUUAUGAUAGUUAUAGUGAUCAUUCAACUCAUGGGGAUGAUCGUGGUCGUUCACAUAUAAGAACACGGUCUGCAGAGAGGAGAAGGUCACCAGAGAGAGGAGCACAAAGGUCAGGAAGAAGAGGUAGCCCAGAUCAAUAUUCAAGACCCCGGGAGCAGAGGAGGGGCCCUUCUCCACCACAUCGACGGGAUUCCUGGAGCUCAGUAGAUGAGAACUUGCAUGUCCGAGGACGAAGCGAAAGACCCCAGCGCUCUUAUGAGUGGCCAGAGGAAAAACCUCCCAGCUAUAAAUCAUUAGAUGUAACUACAGGGAAAACCCCAAGGCAAAUCGUAGGAAGACAGUCGGAUCGUGCAAGUUCUAGGAGUGGUAGGAGUAUGAUGAUUUAAGUAGGAAAACCUCAUGCAAUGUCUGGAGGUAAUCGUACAGUUCCUGGGAGUGAGCCAGCUGCUUUUAAAACAGCGAUGGAAUCCAUGGACAUAAAAGCUGUAGAAGAAAAAAAAACACUUGACGGAAUCCAUUUUCUACUCUAGUAUUUUUAUACAUUUUUUAAAAUUGUUGUUUGACGCAAAGGAAUAAUGUGACUAAGCACAGUUUACUGUAAAUAUUGCAUAUAAUAACGCCUUGUAUAGAACAUUUUAAAGAUAAAGAACACAUUCUUACUUUUUGUUGUAUUAAACCUGUUGUACAUUUUAUGUAAAUAAAUAGGGUACAUUUGGAGGAA
Bombina bombina (fire-bellied toad) is the source of this 2182-nucleotide messenger RNA. It is a transcript of the gene ILDR1, whose product is annotated as immunoglobulin like domain containing receptor 1. NCBI's taxonomy places the organism in Eukaryota, Metazoa, Chordata, Amphibia, Anura, Bombinatoridae. The record is from RefSeq and is a predicted model, not a curated record. Gene Ontology annotation, cellular component: plasma membrane. Bases 222 to 1847 code for a protein of 541 amino acids. The transcript has 8 exons. Gene Ontology annotation, molecular function: high-density lipoprotein particle receptor activity.